AAAUGUUAAGACUUCUGCUACCAUCGAAGGAGUACAGCCAAACAAAAAGAACCUAGCCUCAAGACCAAGAAGUGAGAGCUCAAAAACUACAAGUUUCCUCUGUUCGCACUAUUAAUGUUGGAUGCUAGAUGUUGAGGUCAUUAAGCGUAUGUAGCUUGCGCACUGUUCAACCUACUGCAACCUGCACAUCCACUCUAUGGACUUUGUAUUAAUUCAUGGGUUUAUCUUUCAGUACUUGAAAAAUAACUCAGAAUUUCGUUUAGUAAGGCGCUGGGCUUACGUUAAAUUAGAUAGCCUAUUUAUAUUCCCAGACCACUUCAACCGCAGCAGCUGCCUUAAAGUUUUCCUCAAACAUUCAGAUGUUUCUGUUUCAUAUCCACACAAUGAUACCCCUUGGAUCACAAUCACAGAAUAUUCUGGAGCUGUACAUUACCUUAAACCGGAAGUAGAGCAAGCUUUCCAAACCUGGUUGACAGUCAUUUACAAAGCAUCUAAAAAGUAUUUUAUCAAACUGAUUUCAUCAUCUAAAAACUUAAAGUGAAACAGAUUUAGUGAAACAUGAUCAGGAAUACGGGUUACAUCGAACUAGUCAGCAGAUGAUGAUCCCAAUGGGAUUACAAGAGAGAAGAAAACUGAACCAAUCAAGUGUCACCUAUUCCACUGCCUAUCCUGUUGAUAAAAAUGAAGCAACUGUAUCUGAUACAUUAAGUCCAUCAUUUCAGUUUGUCGGAAAUACUCAUUCAAAUAAAACUUUAGAAAUGAAUGAUAUAUAUAAAAGAAAUUCAGCAUACACUAAUGCGAGAUCAUUGAGUAGAAGUUCUCAGUUCAACUUUAUACCACAUGAAGAUAAACCUCCUCCUAGACCUCCGAGAAAUCCACAUCCAUUGCACACAGUCAAAGAGCAUUCUACCAUGCGUGAUGAUGAAAUUGUGGAAACUAAACCAUUGACAAGUGUGAAACAUAGAUAUCCUGUUACUGGUUUAGCUAAACGAAUGAGUAUCGCAGCGUCUGAUCUCUUAGGAAAGUCACGUGAUGAUCUUAUCCUACUACUUCUUCAAUUAAAUCGUGAGAAAGCUAAUUUAAAAAGAUGGCAUGAAUAUUUCACCUAUCAAAUUGAUCAGAUACGCUUAGUUAAAGGUGGUACCAGAGAGGCUAGAUCAGAUAUUGCCGCUAUUCAAGGUGAAUUGAAUGAUGUCAUUGGACAAUUAGAACUGUCUGAACCUUUAAUAAAAUUUCUGGAUAAUAUGAUACGUAUGGGUGAUGUAUAUGGAGGUGAUGAUGUCCUGUUUGCAAGUGAAUACCGAAGACAUUUGUUACCUUCUCAUGAAAUUGUUCCAUCAAAUCCAAGUUUAGAAUUUGCUCGUGAUAUUGAAGAACGUGAAGUUGCACGUGUAUUGAAUAGUUCAGUACGUCAUGUACAUCGUUCAGAAUCUCCAUUAGAUGAAAAUCAUUUCAGUAGACCAAUUACACCAUUAUCACCAUUGAAUGAUUUAAAUACAAUGAAUAAUUCAAAUAGUUUAUCUAUUAUCCCAAAGUUGGAUAAUAUGCCAGAACCAGAAGAAAUUCGUUUACAUAGAAGACGUUUAGAAGAAGAAUUGAACAAUCUUGAAAAUUUGUGUGCACCACAUCAAUUAAUUCAUAAUAAACUAAGAGAUACACAGAAAGCAAUUCGACAAAAUGAAAGAAAUAAAUCUGCAGAACAAUCGAAUAAAUUUCAUUCAAAGGCACCAUCAGCAUCUUUAUUGCGUAGAUUACAUUCAGAAGGUAUUCAUCAUCGUCAACUAAAAUCAGCAAAUAACUCUUUAAGACGAAAAACACUGGACGGUUAUGAUAAUGAUGACUUAUAUGAUUAUAUUUAUAAACGUCCAAGUACAGAUUUUGGACAUGAUCCACAAUCAUCAUUUCGACGUCUUAGAAGCAACAGUCGUAAUAAUAUUAAUCAUAAAGAAGAAUUCAUUGAUAAUAAAAAUCUAGAUGGAAUUAAGAAAUUUCAAAGUAUUCCGGAUGAUUUAAAUUUAUUAACAAGAGAUUCACUAUAUAUGCAAAAUAAGACAAAGCCAUUACAAGAUGAAAGGCACAAACCACUGAAUUUUAGUAAUCCAAUAGAUUUUGUUAAAAAAUCUUCGGCUAGAUCGAGAACAUAUUCUGGUCAAAGGAUAUCACCACCGGCAACAACAACAACAACAACAACUAGAGUAUCAACAAUAAAUAAUCUUUUGAGAAAAUCAUUUGAAUUACCUUCAAAGUAUGCUGUUGAUAGUGAAAUGGUUGGUUUUAUUGACAGAAGAAUGUCAAGAAAGCCUUUUCGAGAAUAUUCUUCCAAUGAAAUAAAAAACAAUAAUGAAUGGAAUCAUAAUUCACGAAAUCGAAGAAGUUUCAAUGCUACACCAACUCAAGACAUACAAGAUGAUCUUCAAGAUUAUUCAAAAAGUCUUCUUUCUGAACAAAAAAGGUUAUAUGAUGAGAACAAAAAUUCUUCAUAUGAUUCAAACAAAUUGAAACCUUCGAAUUAUGAUCAUAGUAUUCGACAAAAAUUUGAUGAUUUACUUGAAGAUAUUGAUUUCCCAACAGUUCAAAGUCAAUACAAUAAGGAUAUAUUGUAUGAAGAUGACAUUUUACGGAUGAAAAACAGUAGAGAUAGACUGGAAGGCGAUAGAGUAUCUCAAGCUCGCUAUGACACUAAGUUAUCACGUAAUCGACAGCCGAUUACAGUUAGUGAAAAAAUACCAAGCAAAACAUCAUCACUGAGCACUUACGGACAGUAUCUAGAUACGGUAUACGCAAAUAUCUCGCAGAAUUAUCCAGGUUCCACUUUACAAAGAAGUGAACUAUCCUCAGGAAAUAUGAAACAGCUUGAUAACCAAUCAACAAAUCGAUCAGAUUACUUCCCUACUCAUAACUCGAAAAGAGAUACAUUAAUUUCAAAUUGUUCUUCUAUUUCGGAACAGAAUAAGAUACAACCAAUAAGGAAACAUUUAUUGCCUCAGACAAACACAAGUCUAAGUGAAUAUAAGUCAAAUCUCUAUGAUUCAUAUGGACAAAGGUACCGUGAUGUUGAUAAUCCGGAAUCAACUGGAUCGCUUGAAAGUAUGUUCACUAGUCAAGAACCGUAUACUUUAGAAGAACGUCGGGUAACAACAGCAAGACCUUUAUCACGUGAAGAUUUUAUCAGAACCAAUAGUAAUAAUAAUAAUAACCAAGUGAAUGUUAUUACAUUAAGAAAUAAAGAAGAUAAAAUAAAUUCACUGAGAAAUGUUCUAUUACGUCAAAGCCUUACUGAUUCACCAGUAUACAAUCAAAAUGAUGAUCAUAUUUUCAAUGGUAAUCAGGCAACAGAAAAGAGUGCAGCAGUUGCUGAAAGAGUUCGCUUAAUUACAGUUAAAGAACAAUUAGCAAAAGAGGCUGCUGUUACAGUUGCACCCUACCGGAAAUUACCUCUUAUGUAAGGUCUUCGUGCACGUGAACAACUAUCUCCCAGUGCAUCUGGAUGAGAAACCGUCAACACACUACUUUUAAACAUACAAGAAUAAACAUCAUUUUCUACUUUAGAAUAUAGUCACCUUAAUUGUCUCUACUUAGCAUUUUUAACUUUGUGUAUUUUCACCUAAUGCAGCUUAUAUUCGUACGUUUUUUAUCAGGCGUUUUAUAAUCAGACAAGAAUGAUUAAAUUGAUCUCCCUAGCGAAAUACAAUCAAGCACAAUUUGACUAAAAUCUCUUGUCUACCUCACAUUUCUUCCAUUUACACAAUGAUUGUUAAUAUAAUUUGCUAACUUCAUUUACUUAUGCUUACUUUACAAAAUGCGAAAAAAUUCACAAAUAUUUUUUUAAAUUAUUUAUAUUACUUAAAAGUAGUAUACUUUAUGUGAUAACAUUUUUUCGAUAAAUUAAUUUACUUCCGAUAUGCUGAUGUUAAAAUGACAUUGUGAGUGGGAUACUCAUCUUUAAUUGAAGUUCCAAUUGAAUAAUAUGAACACUGAUGUGAUGUCAGUAAUAUCGUUAAGUAUAACUGUUUUUUGUAUAUUAUACCUUCGUUGAUUGGACCCAGUUGAUCGGUCUCUAUUGACAUACGGGCUCCUGUACGGAUGCCUCG
Molecule: messenger RNA, 4091 nt
Organism: Heterobilharzia americana
Lineage: Eukaryota; Metazoa; Platyhelminthes; Trematoda; Strigeidida; Schistosomatidae
Source: the annotation of a GenBank genome assembly